Messenger RNA from Diorhabda carinulata, 1009 nucleotides. RefSeq names its product general odorant-binding protein 19d-like. Gene Ontology annotation, molecular function: odorant binding. Lineage: Eukaryota; Metazoa; Arthropoda; Insecta; Coleoptera; Chrysomelidae. The record is from RefSeq and is a predicted model, not a curated record. The transcript has 6 exons. Gene Ontology annotation, biological process: sensory perception of smell. The coding region runs from base 32 to 937 and encodes 301 amino acids.
UAAAUCAGCUCAAUCUAGUUUCUUCUUCAGAAUGAAGUUGACGUAUAUUUUCGUAAUAAUUUUUCAAAUUAAUUUUGUUAGAAGUUUAAACGAAACUAACGGCGGCAAUGGAAAAAAAUAUUUUUUCAAAAUGAAACAAAACAGCAGCGAUUUCAUUAUCACGAGUAGAAUACCCCAUUUGGGACCUAAAGAAUUAGAAUAUCCGGUUAUACAAAAAAAAUUAAACAACGCGACUGCUAUUAAUGAAGAAAGUGUUGAAAAUAUAACGGAAGUUAUUGAUGAUAGUAAAAUUACGACGAAAAAAACGAUUAUAACGAGUAGAAUACCGCAUUUGGGACCGAAGCAACUAGAAUAUCCGGUUAUACAGAAAAAAACAACCUACCAAACAACCGAUUCGGAAGAACAACACGAUUUAACUGAAGAUAACGAUGAUAAGUUUAACGAAACUGACAAAAAAAGUGUUUUGAAAGCGUUAGAUUUGAAAAUUAUUCAAGAAAAAAUUAUUUUCGACGAAAAUGUCACUGACUUUGUGGUUUAUAAGAUUGAACCGAAAGUGAUCCAAGAAUUUAUGGAAAAAGUUACCAAAUUUGCAGGAAAAUGCAUGGAAGAAACUAAAGCGACAAACGAGGAUAUAGCUAUGCUAAUGGCACAUCAAACCCCAUCAACUCAUGAAGGGAUAUGUAUGAUUUCUUGUAUGUACAAAGCAUUCGGAGUACAAAAUGCUGAUGGUACCAUGAACCCAGAUGAAGGUAUAAAUAUGUUGGGUAAAAUUAAGGAUACUGAUCCAGAUCUAUUUGAAAAAAUGGAGGCAGUUGUUAAUAAAUGCAGAGAUACUCCAGUUGAAGAAGAUCCCUGUAUAACUGCUCUAAAUGUGGCUAAAUGUUUGAUGAAAGAAGGGAAAGAAAUGGGAUUAUCACAGGAUAUGUUAGGAAUGUAAUUAUUUAAACUUUUGAUGCAUAAACUUUGAUAUAUAUGAGCUAUAUAAACAAAUAUACCUUAUAGAAUAUAA